AUGGACUUCGUGUUUGGGCUUCCGCGGGAUUCUAGGCGGAAGACUGGUAUUGUGGUCUUUGUGGACCGCUUCAGCAAGAUGGUGCAUCUCGCUACUGUCGCAGCGGAGGUGACCUCCGUACAGACGGCACGUCUGUUCGUAGACAUGGUGUUCAAGCACCAUGGCAUGCCCAACGACUUUCGCGAUCCGCGCUUCAAGGCGCGUUUCUGGCAAGAAGUGUUCACACUUCUUGGAACGUAG
Messenger RNA from Phytophthora megakarya, 240 nucleotides. Lineage: Eukaryota; Oomycota; Peronosporomycetes; Peronosporales; Peronosporaceae. The record is from the annotation of a GenBank genome assembly.